AUGCUCUUGCUGGAUCAAUGUCAGCAGCUAUCUUUGACGGAAGAUAGUGGAUUGCUGUCCAAAGCUGCCUUUCGAGUGGAGGGACAUGGGGAGCCAGCUCAGCUUUGGUGGCAUGCCAACAAGGAGGUGUUGGUGACAGUGGCCUGGAGUUGGGAAAACAGUACUGCAGCGAUAUGCCCUGUGCAGGUCAUUAUGUAUGCAAUUCAUCAUCUUGGUAAGCUGGUGUCAGUACGCUGGGAUGUGUACCACAGAAGCAUUCGCGAUGUCAAACUAUCUUUGCUGCACAGCUGCAACGGUCGGUUUCUCCAGGCACAGAUGUACUCCCAAUACCUUUGGGCUCUCAGCUAUCGUCCUUAUAAUUCUUCUGGCUUCCAUGAAGACAAAAUUCGUAUUCUGGAGGUGAUGCUUGCUCGGGAGAACCCAGAGACUUUCCCGCUUUUCCAUGAUAUGUGGGAAACCAUCAGGGAUGACCUCCAAAUGCCUGCAUCUUCAACGAUGCACGACGUGUGGCGCAAACUUCCCACAACACCAAUCUUUGGAGCCAAGAUGUCCAUGCCGAAACCCGGCAGGUGGUUCAGCUGGAAUCAAUGUUGUGAGGAGCAGUUGAGUUCCUGGCACGUCUUGAAGUUGGCGCUGCAAUACCACUUCCCAGACAAUCAGGAUGUGGAUCCUGAUUUAGCUGCCAAGAAGCGUGAGCUUGAUGCCAUUGCGCGAAUGGCUGAUACGGAUGAGAAAGUGAAUGCUCGGAAGCAGUUCAGCCUUCUCAAAGAGAAGUUGGGAGGAGGCCUCAAGCUAGUGUAUUAUUUGAUGUCAACUCGUCUCCUUCAGCAAGUCCUCAUUCUCAGCAUG
Molecule: messenger RNA, 849 nt
Organism: Durusdinium trenchii
Lineage: Eukaryota; Dinophyceae; Suessiales; Symbiodiniaceae
Source: the annotation of a GenBank genome assembly